AUGAAUGCCCAGGCUGUCAGGGAAACCAAACUAAGAAGUGAAACUAAAUCGGCAUCGUUGCUGCAUUCCCAAGGCCAGGCUGCAAGCGGUACAACCAUGGCAAGUGUCUCACACUGUGCCACAGGACGAGCUGCCAAGUCUGAGAAAACAGUUGUGGUCUCUGGUAUUCCAGAUGGCAUUGUGAAAGAUGAUGUCAUGGCUGACAUAUUGAUGAUUCAUUUCCAAAAGGCGAAGAAUAGGGGUGGAGACGUGAAGGAUGUAGUUUAUCCAACAACAAUAAAAGGAGUUGCAUACAUAAUCUUUGAAGAUCAAGAAGUUACAAAGAAUGUUCUCCAGAAAGAUGAACACAGACUAGAGGACAAGAGGCUGGGCAGGUAUUAUCCUCUGAAAAUAUCUCUCUAUAGUGAACACGUCUUCACCUGUGUCUCGUCUGUUCUUGAUUUGUCCAUUUUUGAAGAUAAAUACAUUUUGGAAGAUCUGGUGCAGGAGCUUCAGAAGACUAUCCCAGCCUUGAGCUUCAGUCCUUUGCAAUCCAAUGGGCAAAUUUCUGUUCAAGGGUCAUUCCCAGCAAUCAAAUCACUAAAAGACAAUUUGUUAUUAAAAGCAAAUUCCCUUUCCAGUAAGGGCAAGAGGGGAGAGAGAAAGCCGGAUCAAAGACCUAACAGCAGGACCGAGAAGCGUGGACUAUUUGUGGAGCCAAAUAAUACUUUUGUCCAUAAUGUAAACAGGGAAGAACAAGUGGUUGUCCUUGACACAGAUAUAUAUUGCUACAUGAAACAUUUUUUAUACAAGGAAAGUCUGGCAAAAUACAAUGUUGUAAGUCGUGGAGUCACAGAUGGUGAGAUCACCACAAUAUAUCUAGAAAAUGCCAGAGCAAAUUCUGAUUCUAGAGAAUUAGAAAGAGCCAAAGAGGGAAUUGAAGAUUUGUCUGCAAAACUUCAUUGCAGAUUACGUAAAGAAAGAUUCUCUCUUGAUGGCAACACCAGAUCCGAAAGGCUGAAAUAUAUAGAAGCAUUUGAGAGCAUAAAAUCCCGAUUCCCCAAAGUUCUGGUUAUUCCUUAUGAUACUCACAUUGAUGUGAUAGGAAGUUCCUCUGAGACAUAUGAGUUUACACAAGAAGUGAAUAGAACAGUAAAAAGCCACUUACAAAAGAGAUUCAGGAGGUAGGAGUCAUUUAGGUGAUGCCUGCAAGCUAGGACUUCCUGAGAGUGACAUCUCUUACACCAAAGUACGGUCUCCCAAGGGAAUUGGUAGAAGCCCUAUUGCUGGGGACUUUUUAUAAAGGAUGUUUUGCACUUCUGUAACUUCCAGCGGAGGAUUUCAAAGCACUUUGCAAACUUCAAUUAAUUAGGGCCCAAUCCUGCUCCCAUUAGAGUUUUUCCAUUGACUCCACACGGCACCCUAAUAGUAUUAGGAGCCUCAUUUUACAUGUUGUGGCUCCUCUAUUAUUAAAAGAAAAUGCAGGCCCUUCUACAUCACUGCUGAUACAGUCCUACAAUAUGUGCACAGGCACUUCUCACAGUACAGGACACCAAGACAAAAGUCCCAAAUACUAACUUAAAUUUCAAACAUGUAGCAAAUGACCUAUUCAUGCAACUGGUGAAAUUAAAGUGUGUAGAAGUUAGUUUUCAUAGUGAAUGGACCAUCCCUGUUUUAUGGUCUUUACUCAUAACAAACGAGUGCCUUUUGUGGCUGUAUUAACAUACACUCUUUUUAUGCAAGUUUUUGUUUAAUAAAUCACUUAGUUUUACAUGUAAAACAUGUUUUGAUAAACUUUUUUCUUUCUAUAUGCAGCAAAUUUAAAGUAGUUUCAUUUAACCAAUAAAAAAAGUAAAUGCUGUUUUUGUGCAUUAAUUGAAUUCUAAUUUCCAUCCAAAUACAGCUUGACAAGAAUUAUGCGUAAAAAAUUCAUCAUAAUCUAGUAAAUAAAAAACAUGCACCAAUCACUAUUUUGUAACAAAAAAAUUGUGCCAAUUAGGAAGCUGAAUAAAUGUAUGUUAAGCUACGUAGACUCAUUGACUCAUAGACUUUAAGGCCAGAAGGGACCAUCACGAUCAUCUAGUCUGACCUCUUGCACAUUGCAGGCCAGAGAACCUCACCCACCCACUCCUGUAAUAGACCCAUAACCUCUGGCUGAGUUACUGAAUUCAUGAUUUAAAGUCUUCAAGUUACAGAGAAUCUACCAUUUACACUACGUUAAACCUGUAAGCGACCUGUACCCCAUGCUUCAGAGGAAGAUGAAAAAUCCACACAAUUCCUUAAAUAACUGUGUAAAGAUAUAGUGUAUCGUCCUGGUUAGCAAAAAGAAGUAGCAAAUUUAAUGUAAAGGCUCUAAUUUGUAGAAAGUAAACAUAUUUUAAUGGUUUCCAACCAACAAGAAUGAAUCUUUCUUUAGGAUAAUAAUUAAGGUA
Molecule: messenger RNA, 2411 nt
Organism: Emys orbicularis (European pond turtle)
Lineage: Eukaryota; Metazoa; Chordata; Testudines; Emydidae
Gene: RBM43
Product: RNA binding motif protein 43
Exons: 4
Coding region: 1-1167 (388 amino acids)
Molecular function (GO): RNA binding
Source: RefSeq, a predicted model, not a curated record